Molecule: messenger RNA, 2307 nt
Organism: Salvelinus namaycush (lake trout)
Lineage: Eukaryota; Metazoa; Chordata; Actinopteri; Salmoniformes; Salmonidae
Product: major histocompatibility complex class I-related gene protein-like
Exons: 2
Coding region: 63-1145 (360 amino acids)
Biological process (GO): immune response
Cellular component (GO): external side of plasma membrane
Source: RefSeq, a predicted model, not a curated record
AUAAGUGAAAGGGAAAGUAUCAGCUGCAUGAGGCUACUGCAAGUAGUGAACAUUUCUAAAUCAUGGGCAAACUGUCUGUCUUUUUGUUUGUUCUUUCCUUUUCCACCAUUGCCAACGCAGGUUCAGGAUCACAUUCUCUGUGGGCACUUGCAAAUUACAUCAUCGGAGAGACGCCUUUCCCUGAGUUUACGGUUGUGGGGAUGUUGGAUGAUGUUCAAGUGGCUUACUAUGACUCCAAUGAUAAACAGACUGUCUACAGGGGACCUAAACCAACAGGAAAAAUACAUGAUGAAGUAGCUCAGGAUGGAGAUUAUGUGUUUGGAAUUAUGUACCACCACAUGAAAGGCAGAUCAUUUCACCUAAAGCACCACUUUAAUCUCACAGGAGGUGUUCAAGUUCAGCAAAGAAUGUCUGGUUGUGAGAUGUUGGACAAUGGUGAACUAGCGCUGAUCAAGGAAAAAGACACUUUCAAUGCCAUUUAUACAGAUCAAACGUUAUAUUACAACAUGACACAUUUUACAUACAAUGCUGGGAAACUACGACCAGCGUAUGAUGGGGUGAGGAAAGCAUAUUUAAGAACACUUUUUGGGAAUGUUUUCCUUCCCAUUUGCAUCAGAACACUGAAGACAAUCCUGAAGAGAGAGAAGAAUGUUGUGAUGCGUAAAGUUCCUCCCAGACUCAGGUUGAUAAAGAAAGAGGUUUCUGGAGGGUUUCAGGUGAGCUGCCUGGCGUUUGGUUUCUACCCCCGCCACAUCAACCUGACCCUGCUGAGAGACGGCCAGCCAGUGGCAGAACAGGAGCUGACAGGGGGGGAGCUGCUGCCUAGUGGAGAUGGGACCUACCAGCUGAGGAAGAGUCUGGAGGUCAGUACUGAGGAGCUAAAGAAGAGACACAACUACACCUGUACUGCCUCUCACCUCAGUCUGGACAACAAGCUGGAUGUCAGUUGGGAGUCUGGGGCAGAGAGAGUUCACCUAUCCAACCUCUCAGUUCUACUGGUGAUGCUGCUGAUUGUUAUUCUAUUGGGCAUUUUCAUUUGUGUCAAAGGGAGGAGACGCACCGCAUCGCAGACAUUGUCUCAACUUGCCAAGGUUGAUGCAAAAGUGGAGGAGAAAAUGAAUCUGUCUUCAGAUUCUAAGACAUAAGGGACAGCGCAUACUUCUGAUACUGAAUGUGUUGUCUUUUGCAGAUCAUCAUUCUUACAAGUUGUCCUAUUAUAACGUGAGCACAUAUGCUGCCGGCAGGCCCAGUUAUACAGGAAAGCUCAACUCGUGCUCUGCCUCCUCUACAAUCCGAGUGGCUAUUCCUCACGCAUCUAGAACCUAACGCUUCAAUAUAGUAUAAAUAUUUAUGAUGAUAGAUGCUUGGGUGCCAUUUGACAAAUAAAAAUAAUCUCGCACAUUUGUCCAUAAUAAUCUCAUGUACUAGGCUUUACCUGCACUGUAUCUGCAAGAUGUUGGCUAGAGCUCACUUGUCAAUACUAGGCCAAGAGUGCAAAAUGCGAUGCAAAUAUGUUUUUAUUUGGUACAUAAGUAUUUAACCUCAAAAGUAAUUUUUAUCUGCAACAAGUCAAUUUGAUGUAAACACAACUCCACAACACAAUUAAAAGCCAAUAAAUAAAAUUGUAGUGGGCCAAGUUGUCCAGGUGAGUCUAUCAUCUAGCACCGUUGUCUCACGACUUGAGCGCAUGUGACACGGCUGCUGAGGAAAGAGAGAGGAGCCUUGGACUAGGCUGCUGUUGAUUGUGAAGAUGGAGCCCUUUUUCUUUGAAGUAAAACAAAAGUUAGAGGAUAAGAGUAUGCCUAUAGUGAAAAGCCUAGAAGGGAAAUGUAACCUAAGUUGUAGUAUUGUAGUGGACUAAGAUGAGAAGAACGUUGGCAUGGCUAAAUGCAGGCUACUGUGUAACUGGCUAUUCAGGUAUUUUUUAUAUGCAAAACCUGUUCUGUUAAUUCUGUUGAGACAUUUUCAUUGGUUAAACUCAAUUCAAUCUGUCUUUUCACUUGUGUACUCGAUAUUUAAUUUAAGAUGAGUUAUAAGUAGGUCUGUUGUAAAAUAAAUAACAUUAUCCUAUUUCUGUCAUACGUUGGGUACAGUCGGCGCUUGCCUUUGUUGGUAAUUACUGCAAUAGCAUGUUCAAAAGGUUUAAACCAGUUCGCAAUUGUUUUAUUUCAUUCUUUGGCCAAAUGAAGUUCCAACUGUAAUGCUGUGUUUGCCGCCAAUAUAAUAGCUUGCUCAUAUAUUCCCUAUGAACAACUUCUUGACUUACUAUUGAUAUUACCCUAAUAAAGUUUAGAAACGUUUAUGAUG